This is a messenger RNA of Papilio xuthus (Asian swallowtail), 1638 nucleotides long. RefSeq names its product zinc transporter 2. The record is from RefSeq and is a predicted model, not a curated record. Gene Ontology annotation, cellular component: plasma membrane. Gene Ontology annotation, biological process: zinc ion transmembrane transport; response to zinc ion. Bases 208 to 1479 code for a protein of 423 amino acids. The transcript is spliced from 10 exons. Lineage: Eukaryota; Metazoa; Arthropoda; Insecta; Lepidoptera; Papilionidae. Gene Ontology annotation, molecular function: zinc ion transmembrane transporter activity.
UAUUUACUCUUGGGUCUUGUGUGAUGAUGUCGUGCAUUUGUUGCGAAAUUGUGAAUUAAAAACAUAAAUUCGUGAUGAAUUAUUUCCAUUUUUAAUUCCUUGGUGAUCUGUGGAGUUUGCUUGUCUUAAUUAUUUCGGGAUAUUAUUCGGAAAUGUGUUAAACGAUAAAUAUAUAAAUAGUACUUUUUGCGAUACCUAGGCGGCAGAAUGUCUGAUGAACCAGAAGCUAGGAUGUGGGAAGAUGAAGGGACUCGGUAUGAUACUAGAAGUCGAGGCUCAUAUUUUGAAUCUGCAUUUGCAUCAACAGAACAUCUGGAUAGAGCUCCGUUACUGUCAGAAGAGACAUACAGCGAAGUGCAGACGACAUCAACAGAGGACCAUCACUGUCAUUGGAAGCCGCAAAACCAGCCACCCAGCUCAGUACCACAGCUGCUCGCCGCGUUGUUACUCUGUGCCGUGUUCAUGGUGUGCGAAUUAGUGGGAGGAUAUCUCGCAGGCAGUUUAUCUGUGAUGUCGGAUGCGGCGCACAUGCUGAGCGACUGUGGAGGCUUUGCCCUCGCACUGUUCGCGUUCAGGUGUGCCCGUCGACCACCCAAUGCUACAAUGUCGUAUGGAUAUCGACGAGCUGAGGUGCUGGGUGCGAUGGCGUCAGUUCUUCUCAUCUGGGCAUUGACCGGUAUCUUCGUGUAUGUAGCGGCACUACGUAUCCACACAGGAGAAUACAGCAUCGAGCCAGACAUGAUGAUGAUAGUGUCAGGAUGCGGUGUUGCCUUCAAUGUUGUGUUGGCGUUAGUUUUGCACGGAUGUGCUUCUGAUAUUGCUCACUAUCACUCACACGGGGGCGCUGCGUGCGGGCAUGCGCACGCGCAGGAACAACGACCGCGCAUCGCUUUUAGAAUGUUCCGUCGUUCAAAGCACAAUGGUCUUGUGAACGGGGACUACAGUCUGAAGGAUAUGGCCACUGUUGAGGCUGAUGUUAAUGCAAGGACCAAAAAUAUCAAUUUGCGAGCGGCUCUCAUCCACGUGAUUGGAGAUCUAAUACAAAGUUGUGGUGUGCUGCUUGCCUCUGUACUUAUUAAGUUCUAUCCGGACGCGAAGGUAGUGGAUCCGAUCUGCACGUUCGUGUUCAGUGUGCUGGUGUUGCUGACGUCAGCGCGCGUGGUACGUGACGCGCUCGCCAUGCUCAUGCAGGCAGUGCCAGCUAACUUCAGGUACCGUGAGUGCGUGAGCGCGUUGCGCGGCGUGCGCGGUGUACGACACGUGCAUUCUUUGCACGUGUGGGCACUGUCUACACACUACCUCGUCCUAACUGCACACAUCGCCAUCGAUGAUUUGUCCGAGAGCGAGCGCGUGCUGCACGAGUGCCAGGCGGUGGUGCGCGACCAGUUCGUGGUGCAGGCGGCCACGCUGCAGGUGGAGCGGCACUGCGCCCCGCGCCCCGCCUGCCCCGCCUGCCGCCAGCCCGCCGCCGCCCCGUGACCUCCCCCCACCCUCACGCGAUAAGCUGGGGUGAAUAAAUAUUGAAAUAUGUAUGAGAAACGCCAAAAGUGUAUGGACUUAAGUGUAUGGCUAUGGACAUUAAAACCAAAAAUAAUAUUAAGUCGAAUUCUAUUUAUAAGAAUAUGUAACAUUAUAAUU